AUGAUUUUAAGCCGGCAUCAAUUGAUACUUCCUGUGAGGGGGACCUCCAAGUUGGGAAAGGAGAUGACGUAACAAUCACUUUGCCACAUAUUCCAGGUUCAACUCCACCAAUGACUGUGUUUAAAGGAAAUAAAAGGCCGUACCAGAAGGACUGUGUGCUUAUUAUCAAUCAUGACACUGGGGAGUAUGUGCUGGAAAAACUUAGCAGCAGCAUCCAAGUCAAGAAAACAAGAGCAGAGGGCAGCAGUAAGAUCCAAGCCCGAAUAGAACAGCAGUCUGCCCGAGCGUCUCAGCCCCCUUCACAGUUCAGAGCCCCAACCAAGCCAGCAGCUGGACCUAAAACUUCUCCUUUGAAAGACAAUCCUUCGCCUGAGCCUCAGCUGGAUGACAUUAAGAGAGAGCUGAGAGCGGAGGUCGAAAUUAUUGAGCAGAUGAGCAGCAGCAGCGGAAGCAGCUCAUCGGAUUCAGAAAGCUCAUCUGGGAGCGAAGAUGAAAGCUCCAGCAGCGAGGGGGAGGAGCCGGCCCAUGUCUCCCCUUCCCAGCCACCACACCAGCAGUACAACAACAGGAACGCUGUCGCUAACGGCACAGGCCGGCCGCAGGGGAGCAAUCAGCUCAUGAACACCCUCCGAAAUGACCUGCAGUUGAGUGAGUCUGGGAGCGACAGUGAUGACUAGAGGCUGAGCUUUUCCUGCUUCUGUUACAUACACAUGAAGAACUAAUUUACCCUGAAGUGAUCCUAUUAUUUAUGAAGAGGAACUGGCACAGAGAUAGUUCCACGUGUGGAAUUUUAAU
Molecule: messenger RNA, 795 nt
Organism: Apaloderma vittatum (bar-tailed trogon)
Lineage: Eukaryota; Metazoa; Chordata; Aves; Trogoniformes; Trogonidae
Gene: EAF1
Product: ELL associated factor 1
Exons: 5
Biological process (GO): positive regulation of DNA-templated transcription; regulation of transcription elongation by RNA polymerase II
Cellular component (GO): super elongation complex
Molecular function (GO): transcription elongation factor activity
Source: RefSeq, a predicted model, not a curated record